CGAGCCGGGCCAGUCCUCCAUCCGCUCCCGACCUGCGCACAUCGAGUGCCGUCAUGGACUACCCGAAGGAAGUGGACAUCCGCGCGUACUCCGCGACGACCCGCAUCGGCGUGGGCGCGCGGACCGUCCUGGCCGAGGACAGCCUGGAGUACCGGCAGGUGGAGCGCCUGCUCAGAGAGGAUUUGUCCGGCGUAGGCUUCACGGUGAACCGCAUCGAGGUGCUCAACAACCCGGCCACCUUCGCGGCGUUCGCCGCCAACGUGGAGCUCUUCAAGGGGAAGACCGGCGCCAAGGUGAUGCGCCUCCUGCACGGCACGCCCUUGAGGAACGUGGACGACAUCGUGCAGUCCAACCUCCAGCUCAGCAAGAUCAACCUGAACGACUUCAACCGGCGAACCAACAUGUACUGCGGCGACGGCAUUUACUUCACAGAUAAAACAGCGUACGCCAGAACCUACGCGAGACUGGACCCUCCCUCUGGUUGCCAUUACAUGUUCCUGUGCGACGUGCUCGUGGGGAACAUGUGCCGGAGCGGCGCAAGGCUGCCCCCAGUCGGCUUCGACACCACUCGGCCCGUCGACACGAACAUCGACGGGUACGCCAAGUUCGCGGACGGCGAGUUCUACCCGACGCACUUGAUAGUGCUGCAGCCCUUCGGGACGAUUCCGGCGUGGGUUUAUGACGAAGCCGGCCGGCAGGCAUUACCAAGCGACUACCCGAAGGAAAUCGACGUACUCGCGUACUCCGCGACGGUCAGCAUCGGUAAAGGCGCGCGGACCGUCCUGGCCGAGGACAGUCUGGAGUACGGCAAGGUGCAGCGCCUGUUCAGGGAGCACCUGGGCGGCGAACGGUUAACACUGAACCGCAUCGAGGUGCUCAACAACCCGGCCACCUUCGCGGCCUUCGCCGCCAACGUGGAGCUCUACAAGGGGAAGCCCGGCGCCAAGGUGAUGCGCCUCCUGCACGGCACGGCCUUUUGGAACGUGGACGCCGUCGUGCAGUCCAACCAGCUGCCCAGCCGGCGCGAGCUGGUCGAGCCCAGUUGUGCACCCGGUGGAUUCUGCGGCCACGGAGUCAGCUUCACGGACAGAGCAGCCUACGCCAGCCGCUUCGCGAGACGAGAGCCUGCCACUGGCUGCCGAUAUCUGUUCCUGUUCGACGUGCUCGUGGGGAACGUGUGCCUGAGCAGGACGAGUUGUCCACCGCCCGGCUACGACACCACUCGGCCCAUCCACGAUUUUACCGACGGGUACGCCAAGUUCGGGGACGCCGAGUUCUACCCGACGCACUUGAUAGUGCUGAAGGACGAGAUGGCGAAGCCCGCCGCCAGCUCUGCGGUCGAAGACGAAGAGUGACGACCCCUUUUCUGGGGGUGUGCACAACCACCUCCCGCUGCCGCAGCUGUGCAGAGGGAAGGGAGAAGUCUGGCAAGGAAUUGCGUCUGACCUAUUUCAUCAUGUCGUAUUACCUAUAAUAAUUAUUUCUAAUUUAUGAUAGAUUAUUUUGUGUGCAUUGACCUUCAAAUAUGAGGGAACAAGUUCAGCCCUGCUGCUGCAUGUUCACGAAAAUGCUGGGCUGGAUAUUAAAAUAAUACCAAAAUGAAAUUAAAAAAAAAAAAAAAA
This is a messenger RNA of Thrips palmi, 1622 nucleotides long. RefSeq lists its product as uncharacterized. The coding region runs from base 54 to 1355 and encodes 433 amino acids. The record is from RefSeq and is a predicted model, not a curated record. The transcript is spliced from 5 exons. Gene Ontology annotation, molecular function: NAD+ poly-ADP-ribosyltransferase activity. NCBI's taxonomy places the organism in Eukaryota, Metazoa, Arthropoda, Insecta, Thysanoptera, Thripidae.